Messenger RNA from Triticum urartu, 1104 nucleotides. RefSeq names its product cysteine and histidine-rich domain-containing protein RAR1 (gene PBS2). The record is from RefSeq and is a predicted model, not a curated record. Gene Ontology annotation, cellular component: cytoplasm; nucleus. Gene Ontology annotation, biological process: defense response to bacterium; defense response to fungus. Gene Ontology annotation, molecular function: Hsp90 protein binding. Lineage: Eukaryota; Viridiplantae; Streptophyta; Magnoliopsida; Poales; Poaceae.
GUUAGUCUCCGGGUCGGUCCGGAAGAGUCGAGAAACUCGAGAUACCUUGCCGGCUGCCGCAGCCUGCCCCCGUCGUCUUUCUUCCGUGCGCCGAAACAGGGUCCACCCAAGAGCGAGAGGGGGACAAGGCAGAAAUCUCGAGAGAGAAACGCAUCGCGAUGUCGGCGGAGACGGAGACGAGCGCCGCCGCGCCGGCGCCCGCGCCCAUGCGGUGCCAGCGCAUAGGCUGCGACGCCAUGUUCACCGACGACGACACCCCCGACGGCUCCUGCCACUACCACCCCUCCGGACCUAUGUUUCAUGAUGGCAUGAAAGAGUGGAGCUGUUGCAAGCAAAGAAGCCAUGAUUUUAGCUUAUUUUUGGCUAUUCCUGGAUGCGCCACAGGGAAGCAUACAACUGAGAAACCAGUCACAAAAGCUGUUUCUCUUAACUCAAAGGCAACCCCACCAAAGUUAGCUCCAAUCCAGUCUUCUAAGCAGGGUGUGGAAACCGAGGCCUGCUCCAGGUGCCGUCAGGGUUUCUUUUGCUCCGACCAUGGAUCACAGCCGAAGGCACAAAAACCAGUUGCUGUAAAUGGUACAAAUACGGAACCUGUCGAAAAAUGCUCAGUUCCACAGCCCAGGAAAAAAGUUGUUAAUAUAAAUGAGCCUAGGGUUUGUAAGAAUAAAGGAUGUGGUAAAACCUACAAGGAGAAGGAUAACCAUGAUGCUGCAUGUGAAUACCAUCCAGGUCCUGCGGUUUUCCAUGACAGGAAUAGAGGGUGGAAGUGUUGCGAUGUCCACGUCAAGGAGUUUGACGAAUUUAUGGAGAUACCUCCGUGCACAAAGGGGUGGCACAAUGCCGAUGCUGUGUGAGUUCACACCAUGACUCUUGCAUUAAGAGUUAUUUGUUGCAGUAUCUCCUCGUGCAUAAGGUUGGCAUCUUGCCGCAAUUUCUGGAGAACUGUGCUUGGAAGUGUGACCUGAUAUUCAAGAAUGGGCCUGCUUGAGUGUGCUCUGAUUAACUACCGUCGAAAUCUCAUGUGAUGUUUCAUGUAAUCUGGAAUCGGAACUUGAAACCAUAUGUGGACAUUUAGUAAUUUAACUACGCCAUGUUGAAGUUAAA